Molecule: messenger RNA, 801 nt
Organism: Fusarium venenatum
Lineage: Eukaryota; Fungi; Ascomycota; Sordariomycetes; Hypocreales; Nectriaceae
Product: ankyrin repeat-containing domain protein
Molecular function (GO): protein binding
Source: RefSeq, a predicted model, not a curated record
AUGAAUCGGGCCAUGCGACUACGCUCUCCACUUCUCAUGGAACACCUUCGCACCAAUGUAUUCGGGGUUUCCCAUCACCAACACCAGAUAAAAGUUUCUAUGAGGUAUCUUUCGAAACAAGAGUUCGCAAGUGGACCUUCAAAAUCUUCUACUCAACUGAAAAGGAGAUUUCGGGCUCAUCCAUAUCUUUGGUUUGCCGCUAGAAGCUUGUCGCCCAAUAUCGCGAAAAGCAUCAGCACAUCCUUGGAAACAGACCUCCUUACCCUGACAGCUUCACAAGGAUCCAUUGAAUCUUGUCAACAAGCUGCUGAGGCCUGGCUAUAUCUCGAUGAUGAAUCAUACCACGAAUGCGAAAGAACAUGCGAGCGAUGGCGCUGUUAUACAUCAGGCUACACCGCGCUCCAUCUCACAGCAAGUCUCGGAGUUGUAGAGACUGUGAUACAGAAGAUUAUCGAUGAUGGAGCAGAUCUUGAGGCUCGUGAUGAUGUAAAUCAAACCGCAUUGCAUAUAGCAUCAGCCAAUGAAGAUGAAUCCACAACUCUCAAGAGCUUGUUGCUUGCUGGUAGCAAUGUAGAUGUUAGAGAUCAAGAUAAAUUGCUACCUCUGUCCAUCGCUGUAGUCUAUGGAAAUCUGAAUUCUGUCAAGUUGCUUAUUGAGUAUGGUGCUAAUGUGAAUGAUCUCUGCGAGGAGGAUCUUCGGGAGUGCAUGAGCGAACAGCCAGAAAUUGUCAAGUUUUUGGUAGAGUUGGGCGUUGAGAUGCCAGAUGUAGACGAAAGUGAAGAUGAGAACAACGGCGAUUAG